Molecule: messenger RNA, 2373 nt
Organism: Lolium perenne
Lineage: Eukaryota; Viridiplantae; Streptophyta; Magnoliopsida; Poales; Poaceae
Product: probable WRKY transcription factor 61
Biological process (GO): regulation of DNA-templated transcription
Molecular function (GO): DNA-binding transcription factor activity; sequence-specific DNA binding
Source: RefSeq, a predicted model, not a curated record
UAAUAGUCGGCUGAGGUGACGGCGAAGACUCGAAGCUUCAUUAACGUUGUUGGACUCGCUCGUCCGGCCAGAGGCGUAUACGCACAUACACAGUCUGGACGCGCAUCUUAUAACUGGCCUCCCAACAACAACAGCAUGUUGCGCACGUUGAACUCCACAUAAAUCUCAGUCGUCUUUGUCCUGUAUAUUUUUCUUUUCUCUGCAAGUCACCAAAGAGUGCGGCUGUGUUUGACAUUUCUGAUGCUGACCGCCUAAUCGACGUAGGUAAGGUAAGCACCGAGGUACGGCUUUUAUUUAUGCCAAAUCUAGUCCAAACAGGAGAGGGGGAGAGAAAAUCGAGUCCAUGGUCUAGCUGUCUAUAUAUAUAAGCCAUGGUAAGGCUGGUGCAAGACCAGUAAUUAAGCGCUGGAGGAAGAGAAAGGGUUGGAAGGCAAAGAGAGGAAGAGGAGAGGGACGUUUGCCUUGCUCCAAAGAGAGAUGAUGAAGGAAGAGAGGCAGCUUAGCAGCCACGAAGAGUGGUUGAAAGACGAGAUGAAAGAUGAUCAUCGGGUUAAGGAUGACAAUUUUCGCAAGUUCUUCAAGAACAAAUCAAGCACGGAACCGGAGGUUCUACAAGACAGGAUUGCAUCCACAAGGGAAGAGAUGGUUGAAGUAAGAAAAGAGAACGAGAGGCUCAAGUCGACGCUGUCGCGGAUGAUAGAGGACCAUCGAUCUCUUCAAAAGAAAUUGGAUGUUCUCCACCAAGGACGAGGCAAGAACCGCAUUGACUCGCAUGAUCAUGCCUUGCCCGCCAACAUCGAGGAGCCUGGGUUCGUCUCGUUGACCCUUGGCACGAGCACCAGUAGGUACAACACGGAAGAGAAGAGUACUAAUUCAGAAGGCAAGGGCAUAGAAGGGUCUCUGAAAAUUAGAGAAAGGGGCAUCUCUCUUGGACUGUCAGACAACCGAGUUGGUAGUGCAACUGAUCACAGUGAGACAAAGGUGCAGCGGGAUGUGCUGGUAUUGAGCCCUGAAGGUAGCUCCGACAAGGCUGCCAAGGAGGACCCCAUGGAGACGGCGCAGUGGCCGCCGAGCAAAACGCUGAAGAACCAGAUCGAGGACGCCGUAGCUCCACAGCCCAUGGCCAAGAAGGCCAGGGUCUCGGUGAGGGCAAGGUGUGACACACCAACGAUGAAUGACGGGUGCCAGUGGAGGAAGUAUGGUCAGAAGAUAUCGAAGGGGAACCCGUGCCCGCGAGCCUACUACCGGUGCACCGUUGCGGUAGGAUGCCCGGUCAGGAAGCAGGUGCAGAGAUGCUCCGACGACAUGUCGAUCCUGAUCACCACUUAUGAGGGCGCCCACAACCACCCGCUCUCCGCCUCCGCCGCCGCCAUGGCCUCCACCACCUCCGCUGCGGCGUCCAUGCUCACCUCCGGCUCCUCUACCUCCCUUGGCAGCUUCCCCGGCGCUGCGUCCAGCCUCAGCUUCGACUUAUCGUCCGCGGCUAACGGGUCCAACCUGCAUCCGGGCGGCUCUCGGCCAUUCUUCCUCCCGUCGGCCACCGCCGCGUCCAUCACCGCCACCCCGUCUUACCCCACCAUCACCCUUGACCUCACCUCGCCUGCCAUGUCGCAAGGUUUCUCCCUCAACAACAGGUUCUCCUCGGGCUUCACCAGCUCACACAGCACCACUAGUAGAUACCCUUCCACGAGCUUCUCCUUCUCCGGCUCCGCCACCACCGCAUGGCCGGCCGCCGGUGGGUACUUGAGCUACGGACCAUCUUCGGGCGCGUCGCCCUACAAUGGCGCCGGCAAGAGCCCGUUCGAAGCUGUGCUGAGCAGCAACCCUGGAAGGCAAGGAUCGACAUCGCUCUACCAGCCAGUGUUGCAGAGAGCGGCUUCCGUGAGCGGUAGCGGGACGGCCACGGCUGCACCGCCGAGUGUGCUAACCGACACCAUAGCCCAGGCGAUCUCAUCGGACCCGGGUUUCCACACGGCGCUCGCGGCCGCCAUCACAUCGUACGUCGGCAAGCCGGCAGGAAGAGGAGGAGGCAGCAAGGGGAUCCAGUGGGGGGAGCACCUCGGGCUGGGGCCGUCAAACGCGGCCACAGCCACGGCAUGCUCAUCGGCAUUGCUGGCACGUUCCUCAUCGUUACCCUCCACGGCGCAGAGUAGCUCGAGCGGUCAGAUGUUCUUCAAGCCGUCGCUGGCACUGUCAGGCUCGACGAGUCCUUCAACGUCUCCUGUGAAGAACAGGGAGCACAUUAAUUAGUGCAGGGCUUUGAAGCUUCUUUUGGAGUUUGUUCAUCGGUGUAAAUAUCCUGACUGUUAGCAUAACUAUUGAAAAUGUUUUGAUUGAUUCAUCAUUGAUCAUGUAAAUGAUGUCAAACAGAUA